GGCUCCCCCAGGCCGAGGCACAGAGACCGAGGGCCGGCCGCUGCCCCUGGCGGCGCCCGGGGCGGCCCCAAACCCCUCCUGGGACAGAAGUGUCUGUCUCAGCCUGACAGCUCCGAGGCGUCGGGGAGGAGAGGUCAAAGGGACGGCAGGGCGCAGCGGGCGCUUCGUUUCUUGGCCUCGGGGCGGUCGCCCGCCCUGGCACCCAGAUGUUCCCGUGUCUACGUGUGUGUGUGUUGGGGGGAGGUCAGAGGGCCUAACCUGAGGCCUGUCCCCAAGGCCUAGAUCGUUUUGGGGUGAAGGGCCGCCCGGGCAGAAUGUCACGAUGGAUGAGGGAGACACGCCCCUGCUCCCCGACUGCCUGGUCUACCAGAUCUUCCUGAGCCUGGGCCCUGCGGACGUACUGGCCGCGGGGCUGGUGUGCCGCCAGUGGCAGGCCGUGUCCCGGGACGAGUUCCUCUGGAGGGAGCAGUUCUACCGAUACUACCGGGUGGCCCGGGACGUGCCCCGACACCCAGCGGCCACCUCCUGGUACGAGGAGUUCCGGCGGCUCUACGACACGGUGCCCUGCGUGGAGGUGCAGACGCUCAGGGAGCACACCGACCAGGUGCUGCACCUCAGCUUCUCCCACUCGGGCUACCAGUUCGCCUCCUGCUCCAAGGACUGCACCGUGAAGAUCUGGAAGAACGACCUGCACAUCUCGCUGCUGCACAGCGCGGACAUGCGACCCUACAACUGGAGCUACACCCAGUUCUCCCAGUUCAACCAGGACGACUCGCUGCUGCUGGCCUCGGGGGUAUUCCUGGGGCCCCACAACGCCUCCUCCGGCGAGAUCGCCGUCAUCAGCCUCGACAACUUCACGCUGCUGUCCCGUGUCCGCAACAAGCCUUACGACGUGUUCGGCUGCUGGCUCACGGAGACCAACCUAAUCUCGGGGAACCUGCACCGCAUUGGAGACAUCACCUCCUGCUCGGUGCUCUGGCUCAAUAACGCCUUCCAGGACAUUGAGUCGGAGAACGUCAACGUGGUGAAGCGGCUCUUUAAAAUCCAGAACCUCAACGCCAGCACCAUCCGCACGGUGAUGGUCGCAGACUGCAGUCGCUUCGACAGCCCCGACCUCCUGCUGGACGCCGGUGCGUCCCCCGGCCGCGUCUUUGACCUGGGUGGUGACGUCGAGGAUGAGGACGAGGACGAGGACGAGGCAGCUGGCCCGGCCCCACUGGGGGCCAAGAAGGGCUGCCAGCGCCCCCUGUACGGGCAGAUGCAGCCGCAGCUGGCGGAGCGCGCGCUGGAGACCAAGGUGGCGGAGCUGCUGGCCCGGGGCCGCACCAAGCCCCCGGAGUGCGGUGCGGCCAGCGCCCUGGACAAGCUCCUCAUCUUCACCACGGGCUGCCUCACCUACUCGCCACACCAGAUCGGCAUCAAGCACAUCCUGCCGCACCAGAUGACCACUGCGGGGCCCGUGCUGGGCGAGGGGCGGGGCUCCGACGCCUUCUUCGACGCCCUGGACCACGUGAUCGACGUGCGCGGGCACAUCGUCGGCAUGGGCCUGUCUCCGGACCACAGGUACCUGUACGUGAACAGCCGCGCCUGGCCCAGCGGCUCGGUGGUGGCCGACCCCAUGCAGCCACCGCCCAUCGCGGAGGAGAUCGACCUGCUGGUGUUCGACCUGAAGACCAUGCGGGAGGUGAAGCGGGCCCUGCGCGCGCACCGCGCCUACACGCCCAACGACGAGUGCUUCUUCAUCUUCCUGGACGUCAGCAGGGACUUCGUGGCCAGCGGCGCGGAGGACCGGCACGGCUACAUCUGGGACCGCCACUACAACAUCUGUCUGGCCAAGCUGCGGCACCAGGACGUGGUCAACUCGGUGGUCUUCAGCCCCCAGGAGCAGGAGCUCCUGCUGACCGCCAGCGACGACGCCACCAUCAAAGCCUGGCGCUCGCCGCGCACCGUGCGCAUCCACGAGGCCCGGCGCCCGCGCAGCUUCUUCUCCUGGUUUGCCGGCCAGCGGCGCUGAGGGGGGCCGGCCAGGAAGGAGGACGCCUCGGAGGCUGGGCCUCUUUCGCAUGGCCACGCUGCUGCCCGGACUGCGUGGGCGGCAGGGGAGCUCGCAGGGCAACGCCUUAGGGAGGGGGUCCGGCGCCGAGCGGACGGCCGGGCCCCCGCCACGCUCGCACACGCACACCGCCUCCCACAGCCUGGACGCUUAGCACUGGGGCGCUGGGGGCCCUCAGGCUGACUUGGGAU
Phyllostomus discolor (pale spear-nosed bat) is the source of this 2244-nucleotide messenger RNA. It is a transcript of the gene FBXW5, whose product is annotated as F-box and WD repeat domain containing 5. The record is from RefSeq and is a predicted model, not a curated record. The transcript has 9 exons. Gene Ontology annotation, cellular component: Cul4-RING E3 ubiquitin ligase complex; SCF ubiquitin ligase complex. NCBI's taxonomy places the organism in Eukaryota, Metazoa, Chordata, Mammalia, Chiroptera, Phyllostomidae. Gene Ontology annotation, biological process: protein ubiquitination. Gene Ontology annotation, molecular function: protein binding. Bases 323 to 2014 code for a protein of 563 amino acids.